Molecule: messenger RNA, 2084 nt
Organism: Cutaneotrichosporon oleaginosum
Lineage: Eukaryota; Fungi; Basidiomycota; Tremellomycetes; Trichosporonales; Trichosporonaceae
Biological process (GO): amino acid transmembrane transport
Cellular component (GO): membrane
Molecular function (GO): amino acid transmembrane transporter activity
Source: RefSeq, a predicted model, not a curated record
CUCAGGACCGGGACAUGGCCCGUGGGGGAGGAGACGACGGAUAGGCACAAGCGAUGCGAUGUGGGGGCGGGGCCGAUAUCGCAUUUCAUUCAUAAUGGUCGCCUCGACGCCGUGUCAAGCCCAUCCCCGCAACUCGACGCCGUGUCAACGUCCACCCCCACACUGCGGCUCACUACUUGACCUCUGAACCAUCCACAUUCACUCGCCCGCCCAGCCCGUCAUGUCUAAAGACGUCGAGGCGCAAGCCGUCUACUACGACGAGAAGACCCCCACUUCGGUCGAUGUCGAGGAAGCGAAGGACGCCGAUGGAGGCAUGGUCGAGCCCGGCCUGCACCGGGGCCUCAAGGACCGUCACAUCCAGAUGAUUGCCCUCGGCGGUGUCAUCGGCACGGCUCUCUUCCUUGGCACUGCACCAGCCCUCGCGGACGGUGGACCUGCCGGCAUGUUCCUUGGUUUUGCGAUGAUGGGCACGGUCGUGUACUCGAUGAUGGCGUGCCUGGGUGAGAUGAUUGUCCACACUCCCAUUGCUGGUGGUCACAUUGCUCUGGCGCAGCGAUAUGUCGGCGAGUCCAUGUCCUUCGCCAUGGGCUGGUUCUACUGGUACCUCUGGACCAUCCUCUACCCGGCCGAGCUCGCAGCCUGUGCGGUACUCAUCGGCUACUGGCUCCCCGACGUUAACGUCGCGGUCUGGAUCACCGUCUGCCUGGUUGUCUGCACUUUCCUCAACUCGUGGAGCGUUAAGGUGUACGGCGAGAGCGAGUUCUGGUUCGCCCUCACCAAGAUCAUCCUCAUCAUCGGUCUGAUCUUCGCCUCCGUCAUUGUGUCCGCCGGUGGCAACCCGAAGGGCGAGGUCAUCGGCUUCAAGUUCUGGGGCGGUGAGAACGGCCCUUUCCGUCAGUACCUCGGCAUCCAGGGAAGCCUGGGCCAGUUCCUUGGUUUCUGGGCCACCCUCACUCGCGCUGCCUUCGGCUACUGCGGUCUCGAGAACGUCUCGAUCGCCGCCGGUGAGGCCGAGGACCCAAAGAACAACAUGGCCAAGGCCAUCAAGCGUGUCUGGAUCCGUAUCGUCAUCUUCUUCGUCUGCACCUCUUUCGUCAUCACCCUCAUCAUGCCCUCGAGCGACCCCAACCUCCGCCUCGGCACCGGUACCGCCGCCUCGUCGCCCUUCGUCCUCGCCUUCACUCGCGUCGGCAUUUCUGCCCUCCCGUCGGUCAUCAACGCUGGUGUCCUUUGCUCGGCCACUUCGGCGGCUAGCGCGCACAUGUAUCUCUCGACCCGUGCUCUCUGGGCACUCUCGCACAACGGCCGCGCUCCCGCCAUCUUCAAGCGCACCAACCGCUGGGGCACUCCUUACCUGUGUGUUAUUGCCACCUUCUGCUUCGGCCUCCUUGCCUACACCGCCGCAGGCAACAAGACGGCGUGGCAGAUCUUCGACUACUUCUCCUCGAUGAUCGCCGUCGUCGGCCUGAUCUCUUGGUGCGGCAUCGGCUUCAUCUACAUUCGCUUCCACAAGGCCUGCAAGGUGCAGGGCUUUGACCGCGCGCGUCUUACCAAGUACCGGACGCCCGACUUCCUGCAGCCUUUCCUUGGCUACUACACGCUCAUUUUCUCCGGUCUCGUCGUCAUCUUCAACUCGUGGCGCGUCUUCAUGAAGGGGCGUUGGGAUGUCGCCGUCUUCAUCGUCGGCUACCUUCCGAUUCCGCUCUUCUUCAUCGCCUACUUCGGCCACAAGGCCUGGAAGAAGGACAAGAUGGUCCCCCUCGAGCUUAUCGACCUCGAGACCAACUCGCACGAAGAGGACUUCGGCGAGCCCAAGCCUCUCCCGACGACCCUCUGGGGCCGCUUCGUCCACGCCAUCAUCUAAGGCAAGGGAGGGCUCUGUUCAUAUCAAGUAUCGUAUUAGCGGGGUCAGCAAGGAGUGACCGCCGCCGUAAAGUCUGUGUGUCUCGGGUAGGGUUAGUCAGUAGCACGUCGCGUGUGAAGUACCGGGUAGGUAGUGGGGGUGUAAAGAGAGAGGGGGAAAUAGUUCAAAGUCGUUGUCCAGUGCUCUCCGCACACGCACAUGCAUCUCACGUUCAUGAAAA